This is a messenger RNA of Gymnogyps californianus (California condor), 2685 nucleotides long. Its product is annotated as protocadherin alpha-2-like. The record is from RefSeq and is a predicted model, not a curated record. Gene Ontology annotation, molecular function: calcium ion binding. Lineage: Eukaryota; Metazoa; Chordata; Aves; Accipitriformes; Cathartidae. Gene Ontology annotation, biological process: homophilic cell-cell adhesion. Gene Ontology annotation, cellular component: plasma membrane.
AUGGGCGUGUGUUGGGGUGCGGUGGUGCGGGUGCUGUUGCUGCAGGCGGGGUGGGCGUUGGGCGUCGGGCAGGUGCGGUACUCGGUGCCGGAGGAAGCGAAGGCCGGGACGGUGGUGGGCCGGCUGGCGCAGGACCUGGGCCUGGAGGCGGGCGAGGCGGAGGCUUGGCGGCUGCGGCUGGUGGCGCAGGGCCGGCGGGCGAGCGUGGAGGUGAGCGGGGCGAGCGGGGCGAGCGGGGCGCUGGUGGUGAGCUCGCGGCUGGACCGGGAGGAGCUGUGCGGGAAGAGCGCGCCGUGCGCCCUGCGGCUGGAGGUGCUGGUGGAGCGGCCGCUGCGCGUCUUCCACGUGGAGCUGGAGGUCACCGACAUCAACGACAACGCCCCGCUCUUCCCCGCCGCCCGGAAAAACCUCACUUUACCGGAGAACUCCCCUCCCGGCUCUCGGUUCCCGCUGGAGGGCGCAUCGGAUGCAGACAUCGGAGCCAACGCGCAGCUCUCCUAUACACUCAGCCCCAGCGAGCAUUUCGGUUUGGAUUUACAGCGGAGUGAAGAAUACCGAGAAUCCCUGUUUCUGGUGCUGAGGCAAGCGCUGGACCGCGAGACGAUGCCUGUGCACCGGUUGGUGUUGACGGCGAGUGACGGGGGCCGGCCGCCGCUGACGGGCACGAUGGAGCUGGUGAUCUCGGUGCUGGACGCCAACGACAACGCGCCCCAGUUCAACCAGUUGGUGUAUAAAGUGGAGCUGCCGGAGAGCGCUGCGGAGGGGACGCUGGUGGUGCGGGUGAACGCCACGGAUCCGGACGUGGGAAGCAAUGGCGAAAUAAUGUUCGCUGCGACCACUACUUUUCCCCCAAACGGAUUAAACCUUUUUAUUUUAAAUCCGAAGACAGGCGAGAUCCGUCUCACGGGCGCCCUGGACUUUGAAGAUGUCCGUUCAUACGAGAUCCAAAUCGAAGCGAGAGACAAAGGGACACCGCCGCUGUCGGGUCACUGCAAAGUGGUGGUGGAGGUGGUGGACGUGAACGACAACGCGCCGGAGGUGUGGGUGACGUCGCUGUCGGUGCCGGUGCCGGAGGACGCGUCGGUGGGGACGGUGGUGGCGCUGCUGAGCGUGUCGGACCGGGACUCGGGGGCGAACGGGCGGGUGCGGUGCGCGGUGUGGCCGCCGGCGCCGUUCGGGCUGGUGGCGAGGUUCGCGGGCUCGUACUCGCUGGUGCUGCGGGAGGCGCUGGACCGGGAGCGGGUGUCGGAGUACGAGGUGGAGGUGCGGGCGGAGGACGGCGGGGCGCCGCCGCUGCGCGGCAGCCGCGGGGUGCGGGUGCCGGUGUCGGACGUGAACGACAACGCGCCGGCGUUCGCGCAGGCCGUGUACACGGUGCUGGCGCGGGAGAACAACGCGGCGGGCGCGGAGCUGGCGCGGCUGUGGGCGCGGGACGCGGACGAGGCGGGGAACGGGCGCGUGAGGUACUCGGUGGCGGAGGGCGUGGGCGGGGGCGCGGGGGCGGGCGGGGGGUGGCGGGCGGCGUCGAGCUACGUGUCGGUGGACGCGGAGAGCGGGCGCGUGUGGGCGCUGCGUCCGUUGGACUACGAGGAGGUGCAGGUGCUGGAGUUCGAGGUGCGGGCGGUGGACGCGGGGGAGCCGCCGCUGUGCGGCAACGCCACGGUGCAGCUCUUCGUGGUGGACGAGAACGACAACGCGCCGGCGCUGCUGCCGGCGCCGGGCGUCGGGCCGGGGCCCGGGGCGUCGGGCUGGUCGUCGUCGGGUCCGGUCGGGGCGCUGUGGGCGUGGGCGGCGUGGGGGGCGCCGGCGGGGCAGGUGGUGGCGAAGAUCCGGGCGGUGGACGCGGACUCGGGCUACAACGCGUGGCUGCGCUACGAGCUGUGGGAGCCGCGGGGGAAGGGCCCGUUCCGCGUGGGGCUGUACAGCGGCGAGGUGAGCACGGCGCGGGCGCUGGAGGAGGCGGACGGCCCGCGGCAGAGGCUGGUGAUCGUGGUGCGGGACCACGGGGAGCCGGCGCGCUCGGCCACGGCCACGCUGAGCGUGUCGCUGGUGGAGGGCGCCGAGGCGGCGCUGGCGGCCGCGGGCUCCUCGUCGUCGUCGGGAGCGGGGCUGCGGCCGGCGGCGGGCGCGGAGGGCGGCGCGGCGGCGGCUGCGGCGUCGGCGUCGGCGACGAACGUGUGGCUGGUGGUGGCCAUCUGCGCGGUGUCGAGCGUGUUCGUGCUGGCGGUGGUGCUGUACGGGGCGUCGCGGUGGUCGCCGCGGGCGGCCGUGGUGUCGGGGCCCGGGCCGGCGACGCUGGUGUGCGCCAGCGAAGUGGGGAGCUGGUCGUACUCGCAGCGCCAGAGCCGGAGCCUGUGCGUGGCGGACGGCGCGGGCAAGAGCGACCUGAUGGUUUUCAGCCCCAACUUCCCGCCGCCGCCCGGCCCCGCGGCGAAGGAGACGCAGCCGGAGCCGCCCGCUCUCCUGGACACGGUCAGUGGCCCUCCCUUUCUGGCCUCUCGCCCCUUCACCCUUCUUCUCGGUCUCCCUCCGCCCUUCUUCGCGGUCUUCGUUCUGGCCCGCCGCCUGGGCAGGCGCUGGUUGCGGAGUAGCAGUCCUGGCCAGAGAAGUGGCGUGACGUAUGCUGGCCUGUUUGAUGUUCUUUCAAUAUUUGCAUCAGCAGCCACACAGUUACAAAAGACCUAG